Messenger RNA from Ostreobium quekettii, 3780 nucleotides. NCBI's taxonomy places the organism in Eukaryota, Viridiplantae, Chlorophyta, Ulvophyceae, Bryopsidales, Ostreobiaceae. The record is from the annotation of a GenBank genome assembly.
AUGCUUGCCACCAGCUCCAUUGCACCAGAAUGGGCGGAACAAGAUCUGGUCCUGAUGCUGUUGGACAUUCGCGAACAAGCACACAGCCAGCUGCAUUUGUGGGGAGCGACCUUAGGCCACGAGAUCGUGCUGGUACAUGUGGACGAUUUCCAUCCAUACUUCUACAUUCCUGCUCCUCUGCAAACGGGCAGUGGAGGCAAAGACCAAGACGAGUGCUUGCCGCCGCAACCAUUGUCAGAUGUCGACUGUGAUAAGUUGAGAUUGUGGAUGAAUGACUGCUUAGAGACAAACAAUCGACUGGUGGAUGUUCAACUUGUGAAAAGGAAGCCCAUCAUGUAUUACCGCCCAAAACACCCAGAAGGGGAGUGGUUUCUGAAGUUGACUGUUGCGAUGGGCGGCAAUGUGAAAAAGACAGCAUCAAUGGUUGCAAAUGCCCUUUCGGACGGCAGGCUCUCCAGCUUGGGUUUCCAGUGGAAAGACACUACAACGUAUGAAGAAGAGGUGAAGCCCAUCAUUCGGUUUUUGUGUGACACAUCCCUAUCAGGCAGUUCAUGGAUUUCCAUCCCCCCUGGGCGUGUGCAUGCUUCGGCAGCCCGUCACAGUGACAGUUCUGGAGGCCCUCAGCAGCCUUCAGGCACUGGUUUCGAGGUUGCGGACAGCAGAGACUCGAACAGCGACCUGGAAGUCAUUGCGUCAUGGAGAGCGCUUCGUUCCCUAACCCCAGACAUUGUUGACAUCGCCAGUGCAUCGACUGACGGAGGUGCGCCAGCAAGCCGUGAAGGCUCCCAAGAAACCCUGAAUUGCGCUGCGUUGCCUGAAGGGACGAAGCUGCCGCAAGCCAGUCCGCAUUGCAAGGUUGAAGACAGGUCGCUGCCAGUUGGCGAUGCAAGUGCCAUGCAACUUGCAAGAGAAGGGGCGAUUGUGCCUUUGAAGACACUGACAAUGGAUGUAGUUACAGUGCCCAAGGAUGGGUCGUCCCGGACGCCCAAUCCCACCAAAGAUCCGAUCGUCAUUGUGGCAUGCGAUGUGCGAUGGACCAACAGAAGCGACCAUGGCUCAGAUACGGAGAAGGUCGUCUUUUUAAACGGAGGUGUGCGUAGCGACGCCGCGAUUUUGGCCGGCAGCUGCAACGUGCCACAUGUGACGGUUGUGGCUUGCAAAGGGGAGAGAGACCUCGUGCUUUCAUGGCAGCGGUGGCUUGUCAAAAUGGAUCCGGACGUCAUUGCUGUAUUUCAGGCAAGGGAUACGCUGGGCGCCCUGCAAGAUCGCUUCCGUGCUCUUGGCAUUAAGGGCGGCGUGCGAAUCUCAAGACUGACGAACGGAAGCGAAAUGAAGGUGUCCAGCGUGGUGAUGUACAGCCCUGCAUGGGUCAAAUCGCAGGCGCGCAUGGCAUCUACCUCCAAUCAGGAGACCUGGAAAGUCGAUGUGGAGGGCCGAGUGGUCUUUGACAUACUGAGGCUGGUCCUCACUGCGGUGAAUCUGUCAACAUUCACCCUCACCGACUGCACCAUGUCGCUGUUGAACGAGCCCGUGGAGAGCGUCCCUCCCUGCACGCUGGCAGCCUGGUGGCGCGCCGUCCUUCAGAGCCCGGGCUCGGUUGAGCCACAGGACCUGGAGUUCGACCCUCGGGCCUGCCUGUCCCGUCUGUGCAGGUAUGCCAUGAGGCGUGUGGACGCCGUGAUGAAGCUGAUGGACCGCCUGGCGGUGCUCUCGGAGACCGUCGAGAUGGCCAGAGUUACUGGACUCACUUUGCCACAGGUCAUGUACAAUGCCCAAAUGAUCCGUUCCUGGAGCCUCAUCCUGCGCCACGCGCACCAGCGCGGCUUCAUCGUGGGCGGGCGCCUGUCCCCAGCCCCCCUGUCAGAGAGCCCCUACCUGAUGCACCCCCUGGAGCAGAGGACCACCGGGCUGUACAAGCAGCCCGUCACCCUGCUGGACUUCGCUUCGCUGUACCCUUCCCUAUUUUGUGCGUACAACAUGUGUUACUCCACGCUGGUCCAUCCGGACGACGUGAGGACGCUGGGAGCGGCCAACGUGACGGUCACGCCCACAGGGGCAGUAUUCGCAAAGCCGGACGCGCGGAGGGGCCUGCUGCCGUCGUUACUGGCCGCUCUGAUGCACGGGCGGGCACUCACGAAAGCAGCUCUGAAGAGAGUUGAGGACAAGGCACAGCGACAGGUACUGGACUCGAGACAAAAAGCGCUCAAGGUUGUCGCCAACGCCAUGUACGGCUUCACAGGCUCCCAGGCGUCUCCCCUGCAGUGCCUGGCCCUGGCAGACUCCUGCCUGGCGCUGGGGGCCUCCACGUGCAGGCGCUCCCGGGAGAUCGUCGAAGACCUCGCGGCGCUCGGCGCCCUGGGCCCCGAAGCCCGGGGAGCCCGGGUGAUCUACGCGCAGACGGACUCCCUCUUCAUCCUGUUCCCCGAGGCAUCCGUGGCGGAGGCAUUCGACCUGGGCCAGAGGGUUGCCGGCCUCGUGAGCGGGGCCCUGCCGCCGGAGAUCAGCUUGGCGAUGGAGAGGGUGUUCUGUCCGUUCAUGCUGCUGCACGUCAACCGGUAUGCCGGGAGGAGCUUUCAGGGGGGCGAGGGCGGCGGCGAAGGGGCGCUGGUGGCCAAGGGGGUGAAGAGCAUGUGGCGGCAGGCGGCGCCCGUGGUGUCGAGGACCCUGCAGGGAGCAUUGCAGCGCAUCCUCAUGGAGAAUGACGUGCCUGGGGCAGUGCGGUACGUGAGCGAGGAGAUCCAGCGGCUGUUGUCCGGAGACUAUGGCAUCUGGCACACAAUAAUGACGGGAGGGCUGUGGCGUGUCACCGGACAGCAGAUUGAGAAGGCCGCCCUGGAGGGUGACGCGGAAGACGGGGCCCAGGGGCCCCACGCAGCCUUGGCGGUGAGGCUGCAACAGAGGGACCCAGACCACAAGUUUUCACUUGGAGAAAGGUUGCAAUACGUCCUUCUAGCAGGUUUUCGUACACAGAACGAAUCUGCAGAGGACCCCAUCGUCGCUCUGAAGUCAGGCAUGCAGCCAGAUUUUGCACUGUACUGGCGGAACAAGCUGAUGAAACCGCUUUGUGAAAUAUUUUCGACGUGCCUCGAUCAAUCGCAGCUGCAGAAUCUGACUUCCGGGCCACACACCAUGGUUCACGUGGACCGCAGGCCCACGGAGGGGCAUCUGCAGUCACCCUCGCGGCCCACGGGCCUCCGGAAGUUUUUCAAGCGAACUGCCCAAUGCCUUGGCUGCAAAAGGACCAUGGCGUGGACAGCGAGCCCGCGCGUGGAGCAAACCGCGCCUGGUCCAUCGCCGGGACACCGCCCGCAGGUUUCUCCGCCGGGCACUCCGUCAGCGAAUGCGUCACAAGGACUCGCAACUGCCGUGGCGUCUCCGGCCGUGUCCAUCAAGUCUCCGACCGUGCUGGCCGCAUCAGUGCAUGGGGAUGACUCAUCUUACGACAGCCCCAACCCCCAGGGAAUGGCCUCGAGCCCGGCAUGCCAAGGCCGCAUCCCCAGGACGCCUGGGGAUGAGUCAUCCAGUGCAGCGGGGCUGUGCGAAAGUUGCGCCGAAAUGGCGGGGAAGUGGGAGGAAGUGUAUUUGAGGAACCUAUGGGCGCACGGGGAAUUCGAAGCGUCGUACGCCCGGGCGGCCGCCGCGUGCCUGGCCUGCCACAGCGGGGGGCUGAUGGGGCGCAUUGUGUGCGAGAACUCCGAGUGCCCGGUGUUUUAUUCUCGACUGGAGAGCGACAGGAGACGGGAGGAGUGUGUGCGGUCGCUUGAGCGAUUGGACUGGUAA